AUGCGUUUCCCGUUCCUCAUCGCCUGUAUAUUGGCAUUCGCAUGCAUAUCCGUGGCAGCGACCGAUGCCUGUACCUCAUGGGAGAACUUCCCUGCUGAAAUUUCGAAGCCCAAGACCUCGAAAUUCGCCCUCUUGCUCAAGCCAUUCCAGGGUGUUAUCGAUUUCAUGUUCCAUCGAUUCCCUCGUUCCGCCAACAAAAAGAACGCCAAAGACCUGCCUUGGACCAUCGCCACUUAUCCAGCUUACGCAAACCAGACUGAGGAUGGUUGGAAUGUACACAUUCAUGGCAAUCUGCACAACCGACAACCAUUCAGCAAGAAAGAGCUGAACGAACUAGCCCUCGAAUCCAUGGUUCGCGUCCGCCUCGUGGAGAGCAAGUGGAAGUUCUGGCAACGCAACUACCACACAUUGACCAAGACUGAGCUGGAACAUGCAAGGCCUCUGAUGCAUGAGAUCGCCUCAGUUCCUAUCAAAGACGGUGUCAUCGGGGUCUUCUUCCCGGCCUGCGAGCAAAGUUUUGUUCUCCCGACUAGAACCAAUGUCGAAGGCUCUUUCUACGGCGCCAUCACUGUGCCUGAUGAAUGUGUCCCCUCGACUGCGUCCAAUGAGACUACCACCACCAUCCCGACCACCAGAAUGAUUCUGGCACCUUGCAACGUCCGCACCCCAAGAGACGAUGACGUGAACAACGCCGCAGACGUAUUCUUCGUUCCUCCAAAAGGAGUGACCAUCAUUGCCGACAUUGAUGACACGCUGCGCGUCAUGGAUGUCUGGAACGUGAAGCAAACACUACUGAACGCCUUUGCACGACCACUCACGCCAUGGAGAGAUAUGCCUGAGGUGCUGAAUGACCUGAAGGGUCGGAUCGAGGCAGAAGGUCAAAAUGUUCAUUUCCAUUACCUGACAGACGCCCCCGAAAUGGUCGCAAGCACCUACACCCCAGCCCUGACAGAACUCUAUCCACCUGGAUCUUUCGACUUCCGUCCUGUCAACUUCACCAGUACCGGGGAGAUGAUCAACGCCCGGUUUUGGAACGUGAAGCGACUCAUGGAGAGCUAUCCUGAGCGAAGGUUCAUCGCGAUUGGUGACACCACGAACGCGAUGGGAGAAUUUCCGAAAGACAUGGCAAAGUUCUCUCCUCAAAUUCAAUGUCUUCUUGUUCGAGAUGUCUCGGCUACAGAAAAGUCCAAUUGGGUCAUCGCGGAUACAAGCAUGUACAUCGGGCUCCUUGCAAAUGAAUAUCUCUUCUUCCGUGUCCCAGGCGAUCUCUAUCGACUGUCAGCGAAGCACAUCGCAUCACUAGUGCCAGGCCAUAAUCCUGGCUCCGAGACACACGGCUGCUUUGAUGGAAAACACAAGCUACGCCAAAGCAUGAGCCCAAGUACUUCCACUCACGCCAAAGCGAAGAGCCUCCUCAAAGCAUUUUGGUGGAACAUCAAGUGCAGCUUCUUAUGGUUCACCCACCGGCCAAACCCAAAGUGCCCCUGGGAUCGCCUCGCUGGCGAGAAGUACUACAAUGGCGACCUGGAGCCAGAAGUGAAAUUGGAACCUUACAUCGAUCACCUGCCUGUGGGAGAGGCCAAGCUUGAUAACCCCCAAGAUAUCGACGCUCAGGGUGAUGACGAUCUGGAAGCCGAAGACGACGACGAAGGUGAUGACCAGGGCGAGGAUGGUCAAGACGAGGAUGAUCAAGACGAGGAUGAUCAAGACGAGGAUGAUCAAGACGAGGAUGAUCAAGAAGAGGAUGAUCAAGACGAGGGUGGCCUGGACCACCAUGGUCAGAACAGGACCGUUCAGGAUGUUCAUGACCAGGACGUUGACGAACAGGAUGCUGCCGAACAAGAUGUUGGUCACCAGAAUACUGUGAUGCAAGAUCCUGAGCACCGUGUGCACGUACUUGCUGGAGAAGACGUUCCUCACCAUGGGCAUAUAAUUCAUGCAGAUGAUCAAGACGAUGACCACGACCGUGGCCAUGACGAGGAAUAG
Aureobasidium pullulans EXF-150 is the source of this 1986-nucleotide messenger RNA. RefSeq lists its product as uncharacterized. The record is from RefSeq and is a predicted model, not a curated record. Gene Ontology annotation, molecular function: phosphatidate phosphatase activity. The coding region runs from base 1 to 1986 and encodes 661 amino acids. NCBI's taxonomy places the organism in Eukaryota, Fungi, Ascomycota, Dothideomycetes, Dothideales, Saccotheciaceae. Gene Ontology annotation, cellular component: actin cortical patch. The transcript has a single exon.